GCACCGCCACCGCCCCGGCCCGCUCCGCUCCCUCCCGGCCAGCCGCCGCCGCCGCCACCAUGCCCGGCUCCAUCUACCAGCCCGAGGGCGGGCAGCCCGCCCGCGGCCCGCCGCGCUGCCUGGCGCUGCUCAGCCCUCCGCCGCCCGCCGGCCAGGAGCCGCCGCUGGAGCCCGAGCGGGAGCGGGAGGGGCCGCCGCCGGCGCAGGACGAAGCCGCCGCCCUGAGGUUCGCCCUGGACCACCUCUCGCUGCUGGGGCUGGAGGAGGCGGGCGAGCGCGGGCUGCGGGCGGCGGAGGCGGGCGGCGCGGGGCCGGAGGAGCCGGAGGCGGCGGCGGGAGGCGCGGGGCCGGGCGGCCUGCAGGCGCGGGAGCGCGGCGGCGGUUCUCCCCCGGCCGCCGGUGCCGGCUCUCCCCCGGCCGCCUUCGGGAACUUCGCCCCGCACCUGGCGGCGGCCGGGGCGCUGCUGGCCGAGCCGCUGGGCGCGCUGGGGAGCAGGAAGAAGAGCGUGAACAUGACCGAGUGCGUGCCCGUGCCCAGCUCCGAGCACGUCGCCGAGAUCGUGGGCCGGCAAGGCUGCAAAAUCAAAGCGCUCCGUGCCAAGACCAACACCUACAUCAAGACGCCGGUCAGGGGCGAGGAGCCUGUCUUCAUCGUCACCGGCAGGAAGGAGGAUGUGGAGAUGGCCAAGAGGGAGAUCCUGUCGGCCGCUGAGCACUUCUCCAUGAUCCGGGCCACGCGCAACAAGGUCAACGGGCUGGCGGGAGCCAUGCAGGGGCCCCCCAACCUGCCGGGCCAGACCACCAUCCAGGUGAGGGUCCCCUACCGCGUGGUGGGGCUGGUGGUGGGGCCCAAGGGAGCCACCAUCAAGCGGAUCCAGCAGCAGACGCACACCUACAUCGUGACGCCCAGCCGGGACAAGGAGCCGGUCUUUGAGGUGACAGGCAUGCCCGAGAACGUGGACCGCGCACGCGAGGAGAUCGAGGCGCACAUCACCAUGCGGACAGGCUCCUUUGUCGACGUCAACGCCGACAACGACUUCCACUCCAACGGCACCGACGUCUGCCUCGACCUGCAGGGCAGCCCGGCCAGCCUGUGGGCCAAGGCUCCCCACCCUGCCCGCCGGCCUUCGGCCGCCCUGCGCAACGACAGCCUCAGCUCCCUGGGCAGUGCCUCCACCGAGUCCUACUACAGUGCGCGGGUGGCUGAUGCCAGCCCCACCAGCCCCUACAGCACCAGCAGCGGCUUCACCUUCGGUGAGCCCCCGGCCCCGCUGGGCUCGGAGGAGUGCGACUUUGGCUUUGAUUUCCUGGCCCUCGACCUCACGACACCCACCACCAUCUGGUCGCCCUUCGAGCGCGCAGGCAACCCCUUGCAGGCCUUCAGCAGCUGCUCCUCCAUCAACAGCUCGCAGAGACGCAACAGCAGCACGGCCACACCACGUCACUCACCCACCCUGCCCGAGAGCGGCGGCGGCAUGGCCCUGGACCAUCCCUUGGCACGCCGCAUCCAGAGCGACCCUGUCAGCACCUUGUCCUGGCUGCCCACCCAAGGCUCGCUGUCCUCCUUCUCCAACAGUACUGGCUACUCCUCCUCCUCCUCCCUGCCCGGCAGCAUCUCGGCCACCUCGGGCUCCCCCACCGACUCGAGCAGCUCCGACGGGCACCGCAAGAGCUCGCGGGAGUGCAUGGUGUGCUUCGAGAGCGAGGUGAUCGCCGCCCUGGUGCCCUGCGGCCACAACCUCUUCUGCAUGGAAUGCGCCAUGCGCAUCUGCGGCAAGGCCGAUCCCGAGUGCCCUGCGUGCCACACGCCUGCCACCCAAGCCAUCCACAUCUUCUCCUAGCCGGGCUGGCCGCUCGCAGGGGCACCCGCGCCUGCCCUCCACUCCCCACCCCCAGAACGGCUUUUUAAAGGACUGGAAACUGUUUAAAACUCAACCUUUUAUUUAACGACGGAUCCGAGGGGCGCAGGG
Messenger RNA from Pogoniulus pusillus (Red-fronted tinkerbird), 1970 nucleotides. It is a transcript of the gene MEX3D, whose product is annotated as mex-3 RNA binding family member D. Gene Ontology annotation, molecular function: RNA binding. The transcript has 2 exons. Lineage: Eukaryota; Metazoa; Chordata; Aves; Piciformes; Lybiidae. The record is from RefSeq and is a predicted model, not a curated record. Bases 60 to 1841 code for a protein of 593 amino acids.